This is a messenger RNA of Ricinus communis (castor bean), 2390 nucleotides long. RefSeq names its product serine/threonine-protein kinase STY13. Lineage: Eukaryota; Viridiplantae; Streptophyta; Magnoliopsida; Malpighiales; Euphorbiaceae. Gene Ontology annotation, molecular function: ATP binding; protein kinase activity. The transcript is spliced from 6 exons. Gene Ontology annotation, cellular component: plasma membrane. Gene Ontology annotation, biological process: protein phosphorylation. Bases 1109 to 2290 code for a protein of 393 amino acids. The record is from RefSeq and is a predicted model, not a curated record.
AAAAAUAUUAUACUAAUCUGUUUCCUUUUUUAAGAUUUUGAAGCAGUCUCUCCUGCCACACCCUUAUUUUAGGCACAAACCUCUCUGUUUCUCUUUGUGCUGUUCUCUGUUUGGCUGAAACCUUUGUCUCGGUUUCUUGUUUAUGGGGUGUUACUUAUUUUUGUUAAAUCCCAAAUUAAGCAAUUGGGUUGGGUAUUGUGUGCUUAGCCGCAAAAAUCUUAGCUUGAUUUCUCUUUUCAAUCAAAUGGAGUGGUAAAGCAAAAAGAAAAAAAAAGAAAAAGAAAGAUCGAUGAAGAUGGCAUCAUCAUUGAGCCACCACCGACUGUGCUGUUCUUAUUGUUCUUCUUCUUUUUUAUAGCCUUGAAAGUCAACUUUCUCGUCUCUCUCUAGACGAAACAUGUUUCUUUUGAGAGAGAGAGAGUGAGAGUUGGGCUUUUUGGGUUUUCUUUUCUUUUCUUCUUCUUCUUCUUUUUUGUUUUUUCUUUCUUCCAUGGGGGCUGUGUUUGGUUCUGCUUAAAGGGUUUUAAUUAUUUAGGUUUGUGUUGAUUUUUAAUUCUUUUUUGGGGCCGUUGGUCUUUGUUCAGAUAAUGGUGGGAAUUGGGUCGUUUUCUUAGGGUUUACUUUUCUUCUUGUUUUCAUUGAUUUAAUUUAAAUUAGCUGAUGAAAUAAUAUAUAUAUAUAUACAUAGUUGGUGAGAGGGAAGUUUGGGGUUUCUAUAUGCACCACUGAUAUAAAGGUCAAUUUUUUCAGAUAAUAUAGACAAAGUACAUUGCUUACUCUCUUUCCUGAUUGGUGGGCUAUCUAUUUUACAAUUUUUAUUUUUUGGGUUAUAAGGUCAAUACUGGAGGGGAUUGGAAUAGUAUUUUGGGUUGGUGAAAUGCGUUUUGUUUCUAGUUGAUUGCAAUUUUUAUCUUAGGUGAUUUUGUUGGUGAAGAUCGUUUGCUUAUCAAAAAUCUGUGUUUUUGAAUCAUUAAUUUGCUGUUUCUGAUUUUCACAAUGGGUAUGAGUAUGGAAUAUUUAAAUUUAUGAUAAGAAAAAAGUGAUUUGUUUCCAAGUUUUGUUGGGAUUUGAUUGCUUUCCUUUUUAUUAAAAGACUUGUAUUUAUAUAAUGGAUUCAACAAGAAGAAGUGAUGAUACCGAGGGAAUUAUGGCGGAGAAGAAAUCUGAAAAUACAGAUGGGAGUGUUCUUUCAAAGGUGAAUUUGAGAGGUACUGGAAGUGUUAGUAGCAAAGAUAUGAUUUUUCGCGCUGACAAAAUCGAUCUUAAGAGCUUGGAUAUACAGCUGGAAAAGCACCUUAGCAGGGUUUGGUCAAGGAAUAUUAACACGCAGAGACCUAAAGAAGAGUGGGAGAUUGAUCUGUCCAAAUUGGAUAUAAAACAUGCUGUUGCCCAUGGAACAUUUGGCACGGUUUAUCGCGGUACUUAUGAUAACCAAGAUGUUGCAGUGAAGCUAUUGGACUGGGGAGAUGAUAGUACUGCUGCCACUGCUGGAACUGCUGCUCUGCGCGCAUCAUUUCGACAAGAGGUUGCUGUUUGGCACAAACUUGACCAUCCUAAUGUUACAAGGUUUAUUGGAGCAUCAAUGGGAACGUCAAAUCUCAAGAUUCCUUCAAAAAAUCCAUCUGAAGAUCAGACUUCCUUCCCUUCUAGAGCUUGCUGUGUGGUUGUUGAGUAUCUUGCUGGUGGAACACUAAAACAGUACUUAAUAAGGAACAGGCGAAAGAAACUCGCUUUUAAGAUUGUGAUUCAACUUGCUUUGGAUCUCUCUAGGGGACUUAGCUAUCUACACUCAAAGAAGAUUGUGCAUCGUGAUGUCAAAACAGAAAAUAUGUUAUUGGAUGCUCAUAGAACUCUUAAAAUUGCUGAUUUUGGUGUGGCUCGUGUUGAAGCUCAGAAUCCAAGUGACAUGACUGGUGAAACGGGUACCCUUGGAUAUAUGGCACCAGAGGUUCUUGAUGGGAAACCAUAUAAUAGAAGAUGUGAUGUCUACAGCUUUGGCAUAUGCUUAUGGGAAAUUUAUUGUUGUGAUAUGCCUUACCCUGAUUUGAGUUUUGUUGAUGUGUCCACUGCUGUCGUUCGACAGAAUUUACGACCAGAGAUCCCAAGAUGCUGUCCAAGUUCUUUAGCAAAUAUCAUGAGAAAAUGCUGGGAUGCAAAUGCAGAAAAACGUCCUGAAAUGGCUGAGGUGGUGAGAAUGUUAGAAGCCAUUGAUACAAGCAAGGGAGGAGGGAUGAUACCUGAUGAUCAAGCAACCGGCUGUUUUUGUUUCGCCCCUGCCCGUGGUCCCUAAAUCUCCUCAUAUUUUUAUUUUUGUUCAUUCUUUUAUGUGACCCUGUUUUCAAUUGAAAGCACAAGCCAAAUUGAUUGUUCCCGAAUAUAUAUUUUUCUCA